UCUAUGUUUGUCAGACUCAAUCCGACGGAGAGGAGCUAGCCGCCAUUUUCUAAGCGUCUCUCCCUAAAACGAGAGAAAAAGCCUCGCGUCAAACCGCCAUCUGGAUUACCUCUCUCUCGUCGGGAAUCUGUUUUUUCGCUUCAGGAUUGCCGUGGAAUCACGUACAUUUGAAGUAAUCGGGGAUAGGACGGACUAUUUCGCGGCCUAGGGUUAUAAUAUUCGCUGUGGCGGCGAGGCGAGCUGUAGCUCGGUGAUUCGCCCAUUGCUGAAUCCGGAACGAAGCCGAGAGGCUCCGAUAAGCGGGCCCCUUUCCGCACCCUGGCUGUGUAUUUUUGGAAUAAUUAAUGGCAGAGUGAUCGACAAAAGCCCCGUGUGUUGUGUCGGUACUCUUGGUUUUUUUCCACUCAAACUGCAGGGGACUGUUGCCGAAAUUCCCUCGGAUAGUGCAACCUCGUCACGUGGCUGUCCUCCGGUGGGGCAGUAAGCGGGUGGAGUGGAGCAGGCCGAGGUGCCCGUCCCUCUGCACUGCAUGGCUGCGAUGGCGCCCGCUCUCACCGACGCCCCAGCCGAAGCUCACCACAUCCGCUUCAAACUGGCUGCCCCAUCCUCGAGUCUCUCACCGGCCAGUGCAGAGAACAACAGUAACGCCAACAACAUCCUCAUCCACGGUAGUGGCCCCGGAAAGUGCAAGGUCGCCUCCGAAGAGUGCCCUCUCGACUUCUGUGGCGGCAACCAGGAACCGCAGGAGCAGCAGCCCCAACCAGACUCUGUGUCCCAGGCCUCGGCCUUGGGCAAACUCCAGCCACUGGUGGCUUCUUAUUUAUGCUCAGAUGUGACAUCUGUCCCUGCAAAUAAGGAGUCAAUCAAGCUUCAAGGAGUCCUCAUCAAACAGUCUGUGCUGAAAAGCCACAGAAUUCUGCCCAGUUCUUUGCUGAACGGUGGGGGAGAGUUCCUUCUGAGGAGGCAGGCAAUUGAACUCUCUGGUGGUCAGCUUAAAAGCCUCAUGAGUGGCAGCACCAACGGGAGUGGCCAGCCCAUGGCACCAGUCAAUGGCCUGGCCAAGAAGCUGGCCAGCAUGUCAGGUUCGGGCUGCAUGGUGGCGGUGAACGGUGACAAGCCUUCUGCCACCACAGACUCUCAACCUCAGAACCUGCCAUUGGACUCAGAGACCUUCACUGCUACCAUAUCGGGCCACAUCCCGGUGAAAGAAGCCCUCAGACAGAAGCAUUCCUCCGGUGCUCCUCAGAACACAGAUGGAAAUAAUGUGGAACCACCAGUGCUUCAUUCUGCUGCUCUGUCCUCCCUUAACCAUGACAACCUGAACUCAACGGAACAGGUUAAUUCAAACGAAACCGAUUUGCAGACGCGUACUGGUCCGCCGCCGGGUUCUGAUGGGGAGAGACCAGGCAGUAGCCAACAGGGAUCCCCACAAUGCACAGCCACACCAGAGCCGCCUCUGCCCUGUAGUUCAUCCUCGGACAGCCUCGAUGGUCACGUCAGAGAGCGCACGGCCCUCAACAGCAAGCGGCAGGCCGAAAUCGAAAGCCGCCUGCAGCGCCUGCGCAAACGUCUUCAGGUGGUUCAGGCCAAGCAGGUGGAGCGGCACGUCCAGCAGCAGCUAGGUGGGUUUUUGGACUCGGCUCUUAGCAGGCUACGAGCCGGGAGCCGCAAGUCGGAUGCGGCGCCACAUUCGGCCACAUGGAGGACCGGACGACAUUAUUCGUCAAACAGCAGGGAUGGCCUGGGCAGGUUCCUGAAAAGUGGUGCUGUGCCCUUGGAGCUGGAGAGGCUGUAUCUGAGUGGCUCAGCCAACCUGCAUUCAGCAGAAAGCGCCUUUGACUCUGAUGUAACUGAAAGCAGCUCUGGUGGGGACUCUGACCUGGAAGAGGAAGAGCUGUCCAGAGUGGACAUUGAGCAGCGACAUGUCAAAAUAUGGAAGCGGGCAGAGAGCCGGUACACCGUAGAGAGAGCUGGUAUCAUCAGCCACUGGAACUGGCUUCAGGCCCACAUCUCGGACCUGGAGUACCGCAUCCGACAGCAGACAGACAUUUACAGACAAAUCCGUGCCAGCAAGGGUUCUGUAGAGUUGGGAGGACUUGCCCCCAGUGCUGUGCUCACAGCUGGCACCGAAGUGAAGAUGGAGCCUGUAAAUGCACAGGAUGUUGGUGCAGAACGGCUGGACAACACAAGCCCCGCCCACGUCACCAGCACAGAGCAGGGCCCGUGGAAAGGUCAGAACGGGCAGCCAGUCAACGGCGUCCUCAGCAGGAUGGCGGACAGUGCAGACGGCAAGCUCCAGCCGGCCUAUGACGGCACGUGUGUGGCUGCGCGUACGCGGCCGCUCGUCGGCUGCCGGCGGCGGCGGCUCAUUCAGCCUAACACGGUGACGAACCUCAACGGCAAGACCCCGAGGAGCAGCUGUACGCAGUGUAGCUGCAGGGUGAACCCCAGCUGUGUGAUGUGUGGUGGCUGGCCCACCCCCAGAGAGGAACCCCAAUACGAGCUUCCCACCCUGGAGCGCCUGUCAAGGCUGGAUCUUGGCGUCCACCCCAUCCUCUCCUUCCCUGACGAUGUUUCUGUGGGCCUUCGUCUGCAGCAGGUGAUGAAGAGCCAGUGGCAGUCCAAGUCGUUGGAGAGGAGCAAACCCCUGAAGAAGCUUUCGCUUAAACACAAGCUCUCCUCAUCCAAAGAGAAGCACAAGUUCACCAGCUCCCUCAUGGCAGUCAGACUGAGCCACUGUAAGAAUCGCAUUGACAAGCAGAGGACCGUUGAUGGCAACAUGGGCAGUAACAGCAGUAGCAGCGCCAUACUGAGCAUGCCCAGACUGGACAACCAGGCCGGGUGCAAAACGGAGCGACUGCAUACCCUCUCCACUCCGUUAGGACCCUACGACAAGAACUACAGCCGCAAGAGAUUAAGAGAGCACUCACUGGACAGGGCUGACACUUCCCCGAAGCUUUUCUUGGACACAAGCAGUCCCUGCACAACACUGGCCAACAUGCACCCGUCGCUUCACAGCCCGCUGACGCGCCAGCUGUCCACGUCGUCAGAUACAUCCAUGCAGCUGGGCACCGGCAGCCAGAGCGUCCCCAGCACACCGCAGCAGCCAAUCAAGCGGAGGCGUGGCGAGAGUUCCUUCGACAUCAACAACAUAGUGAUCCCCAUGUCUGUGGCGGCCACCACCCGAGUGGAGAAGCUGCAGUACAAAGAGAUCCUCACUCCGAGUUGGCGAUCGGUGGACAUUUUCUCUCAGCCAAUAACAGCAGAGGAGAACGAGCGAGAGGUGGAGGAUCUGACGGACGCCGCCUUCAUCCAGCUCCACCAGCCCCACGAGGACCAGGAGCGCUCCCGUUGGACCUGGAUGGCGCUGGCUCCGGCUAAACGCCGGGGCAGCAGGUCAUACAAGUCUGUGGAUGGACGGACCACGCCUCUGCUGUGCGGGACCAACCCACCCACCCCUCAACCCGCAUCGCCGGACCCCGGCCACUGCCCCUCGCUGCACGACUACAGUCACGUGCCGUCGCCCAUGAGCCCCCCCAGCCCCGACGCCUCGUCCAACCCCCAGACUCCCUGUUCCCGCGACUCCCACCGGCUGCUGUCCAAUGAGGACACUCGGUGCUCCACGCCCGACUUUACCUUUGAGGAACGGACCGUAGCGCCGUGGGAACGCCGCAACUUCCCCCUGCCAGAAGACCCGACUCCAGAGCCCGAAAGCGACCAGCCGAUCAGGCCCAGGGCCCGCAGCAUCUCAGGGUGCCGAUCGUCUGCCUUCGGGCGCCUGGACUCGGACGACGCGGAGCUGCCUUGCGACGACGACGGCGGCCCCAAGCUCAGAGCCUCGUCCCACCGAUGAGCUGCAGGCAGGCGGAGGCCCCGCUGCCCCGCCCCACACGGCUCCUCUCUGGCAUUAACAAGCAGAACCUCAAAGCUGAAGAUGUUGUUCAAUGGGUUCCUGUUGUUUGAUAUUCAAACAUCAGUCUAAUACUUUCACAGUUUUUAGUGAACAUUAUGGAGAUAGAAGCCUUUCCCUUCACUUGUUUUUGUCACAGGGAAAAAAAAACCGAUAAAUGCAAAAAAAAAAAAAAAAAAAGUAUAAAACAACACAUUACAAAAAGUGAGUUCUGUAGUAGGCUAAACAAUGUACAUGGGGGCUUAGUGGUGUUCAUGUCGCGUGUACACUUGUAGCGCACUAUGUAGCGACUCCUCAACAUAUGGCCAAAGGGUGUUUUCUAUUGACUAGUUUGCUUGUAAAUCCCCAUGUACAUUUUUAGUGGAGUGACAAAUAUCAAAACAAAAACAAAAACAAAAAAAACAAAAAAAAAAACUCCCUACUUCCUUCUUCCUGCUCCUCAUCCACAUAAACAGGUACAUUUAAGAUGUGGUUCCCUCCUCCCCCCACUAGAGGUCGCCUGAAAUCACCAGUGCACUUCUCGUACUGCCAAGUCUAGUUCUGCUGGUUUGCUUUCUUUGUUUGUUUGUUUUUUUUUCCAUUCCUGACAUGUUUUUGUUGAUCUCGUUCUGUCUGUUUCAGUGUAACGCAUUAAUUUGUUUUUAUUUGAAGAGUAAAAUCAUUCCUCCAGUCUCUUCGGAGAGCUCCCGUCUCGCUGCACAGGUUCCCACCGCCGGUUCUGUUUUACAAAAAAAAAAAAUAUAUAAAAAAAAAAAAAAUAGGGUGACGGCACAGACCCGGGAGCUGCUUUCUAUUUUUAUGUUCAGGUUUGAGCAAUUGCCCGGCAGAAAGCUGCCUGCAUGCUAAAAUAAAAACAAACGGAAAAAGAUGAAGUUAGUCCGAUCACACCAGUAAUCCUCAAAGCUAAUCUCACUCCUUUGCAAACAGUUGUGGCUGUAAAUGAAAAUGUGGCGACAUAAACACAAUAACCUCUGUGCUUUUUUUUAUUUUUUAUCCUUCUUUAUGGUUUCUGUAUCAGCUUAACAAGAUUUUAAACAUUUCAAAUGUAGCAGCUCUCAAUUAGAAGCCACCCGAGCUCAGGUCUCUCUGGACAGCAAUUUAAUGACACUUUUCCUCAGAAUGAUCAGUUCAAAGCCAGAUUUUGUUUUUUUCCACUUUCACAUCCUUGUAAUUAUGCUCUCACCUCAUCCCUCCUCCACUUUACGUAACUAAUUGCUAUGCAAAAAAAGAAAAAAAAUCUAUGGUUGUUUUCAUUUUCCGCCUCCUUUGUACACAACCGUUCUGUUUAUUUUUUGUUUUGUUUGUUUUGUAGUUAAGAUGUCAAUGUACCUGUUCGAUUGUUGCAGCAGUUAUAACCUAAUCAAAAAGCAGAAUUGUUUUCUUUCUUGUAAAUAGUACCAUUAAAACAUUUAUGUUUAACUUGG
Molecule: messenger RNA, 5334 nt
Organism: Poeciliopsis prolifica (blackstripe livebearer)
Lineage: Eukaryota; Metazoa; Chordata; Actinopteri; Cyprinodontiformes; Poeciliidae
Product: KAT8 regulatory NSL complex subunit 1-like
Exons: 15
Coding region: 530-3853 (1107 amino acids)
Cellular component (GO): NSL complex
Molecular function (GO): histone acetyltransferase binding
Source: RefSeq, a predicted model, not a curated record